This is a messenger RNA of Chara braunii, 2024 nucleotides long. Lineage: Eukaryota; Viridiplantae; Streptophyta; Charophyceae; Charales; Characeae. The record is from the annotation of a GenBank genome assembly.
GGAUGGAUAGCACGCUAAUUAGGCGACCUGGCUAACCGUGGGCGACCUCGCCCCCGGAACGCGCAUAGACGCGACCCUAUCGUUACCCGAAGCAGAUCGGCUAACCGACGAGCAGCCAACAUGACUGCCAAUGUGCAGAACCCGGUUCAGCAACAAAAUGCUAACCCAAAUCAACCCGCCCCACGUGCACGAGCUCCCAUGACGCCACCUGAUCUCUAUUUGUUUGAUCCCGCACACCACCUCGCAGGAGCAUGGCUGGCCACACUUAGAGCCCAACAGUAYAYYGAMAACGAAGCACARAUCAACAUUCCGGYUCGAAUGGGWGGAGACGCCCAUCAUUGGUUUAGUACCUAUGUAUGGGUGGAUCUCCCGACCUUCGAACGGGACUUUAUGAACCGAUUCGAUUAUGUCCACCCCGAGAAAGCGUUGUACAUGAUCAAGGAUCGAGUGCAAAAACCGCUCGAAUCCGUUGCGGAAUAUCGAAACCGGUUCUACAGAAUGUUCGUAAAAACUAAGCGAGGUGAGCAAGUCGGGAGAGAUUUGUUCAUUGAUGGACUCCGCAGUCGAACGAUAAGGGCAAAGUUGCGAAAGCAAUUUUCCCCCAUCACUCAUACGCUACAACAAAUUACGGCUGCUGCGGAAGAAACGGAACGGAAGUUCGCGGCGAACUUCCCGGAAGGAGAAGAUUACCCUAGAGACGGAGAUUCGACCGAGCUCGCUCGAGCCAGAGCAGAGCCGGCUGCUUUACAGAACAAAUUUGAAAACAUGGGGUUCGUAUCAGGACCUGUCACCUAUAUGGAACAGAUAGGCCCCAAACGAGUAAUCCUAAGUGAGACUCCGAGCAUCUCUGCUGCUAUGAUCCCCCCGCCACCGGUUGAGGCGCCUGUACGAUCAAACGAAUCGGCAGCCAUUUUCGAACUAACGAAAACCUUGAUUAGCUUGAUCCAGGAAAGCAAAAAGGAGCAGCGAGAACACAAUGCUCGGCUAGAAGCCAUGAUGAGGAACAUGCGACCCAUUGCGGUGCGUGCCCCUCCGAUGCAGCAAGGAUUAGCCCCGGCCCCUGAGCUCGGAGGAGUCGCAAACAAUCUGAAUGUCUGUGUAUACGGCGCGACAGAGUUCCGAUUCACGAGCAAUCCCGAGGUAGUGGUGCUGGCCGAGGCAACGGCGUUCCAACGGCGAGCGGCCCCGGGAAUCAGCCACGUGUCUACCGUGGUAGUCUUCAGCGGCGGCAUCACGGCCUUUGAUCCGGCGCGGCAAGCCGCCAUCAAAAGCACCUUGUACCGGUGGGGUCGCGAUCUGGCCGUUGAUUGGGAUCGAUGGCUCACAAGGCACGGUGACGAGUGCUAUCCUAUGGACGACAUUGAAGUCAACACGCUGCGCACAACGCUACGCAAGCCACCUGUCGUCCUCCCAGAACUUGCUCCCUUCCAGCCGCGCAGAAGAGCCGCGCGCCGAUCUCGACAAGAGUCGGCGGAAGCUGAAGAAGAAGAAGAAGAAGAAGAAGCAGAGGAGGAGACUUCGGAGGAAGAGGAAGAGGCCUAUAGCGAGUACAGCGAGGGAGAGCAAAGUGAGGAGGAGGACGAAGACGACGAAGAAGUGGAAAGCGGGGACGACCAGGAGCCAACGCACGACGAGCUCGAGUGGGUGCCAGGACCGGAUCGGCGAAAGGAGAACCCGGAGGCUGCUGCGCAGCGCAAGAAAGAGAUCGCGGAAGGAAAGCGGCUGGCGAUCGAUCCCGCACCGAACGAUCCUUUCAAGGAUCCUGAGCCGCCCAAGCCGGAACAUGGAGACCUUACUGCCACAACCUCGGGAGCCGCGACGACAAGGCGACGAUCCCGAUCCCGAUCCCGAUCCACGUCCCCUUCCGCCUCUGCCCGUCCCCCAAUUCGUCAACGUGUCAAUGAGGGGCUUAGCCCUUCGUCCCCGAUCCAUAUACCACCAUCCCCUUAGCUAUCUCUCUUUCAAUCAGUAUUUCCAUCGCGUCAUCUACCCCCGUAAUCCCUUCCCCAUCGCCACCUUCCGAC